Musa acuminata AAA Group (dessert banana) is the source of this 5075-nucleotide messenger RNA. Its product is annotated as putative disease resistance RPP13-like protein 1. Bases 324 to 4565 code for a protein of 1413 amino acids. Gene Ontology annotation, biological process: defense response to other organism. The record is from RefSeq and is a predicted model, not a curated record. Gene Ontology annotation, molecular function: ADP binding. Lineage: Eukaryota; Viridiplantae; Streptophyta; Magnoliopsida; Zingiberales; Musaceae. The transcript is spliced from 2 exons.
CUCUCAUCAGAUUUCACAAGGAGACAAAAGUUGUUAUCAUAUCAGGCAUCUGAUUCUCGAUGGGGAGAUGGCUAAAUUGGUGGAAUUGCUUUCGCAUCCUCGAAAGGCCUACGACCGCUGGUGGAAUCAACACUCCGAGAAAGCCAAGUGGUGGAGAAUUGGCUUAGAUCAGACUAGUGUAGAAGUUUGGUGCAUAGCACGUGCAGCCUCCAACAACUGAUGCUGCUUCUUGAGGAGAAGUCUUUGUAGCUGAAAAUAUCCAUCAACUCUGAGAAUCCUCUGCUCUUUGUGCUUGGAGAAAGAAGGAUCAGCCCUGCACUGCGAUGUCGUCGUGGAUACUAGCAGGCUUGGGAUCGCUAGGACAGGCCUUAAUCGGGAGCUUGAUAGACAAGAUCAGCGACGAUGUGAUCUCAAGGUUGUCGGAGGUGUUCGGAGUCGGAGCUAAUCCCGGAGACGGAACUGACCUCCUCAAGCUGAAGACUACUCUUUCCGGGACUAAGCACAUCAUCGGCAGAGUCGAGAACAUGUGGAUUAAAGAUGAAGACACGAAAAAGCAAUUGAAGGAAUUGGUGAUGGAACUGAAGGACACUGUUUAUGACGCUGACGACAUUCUUGACGAGAUCCAGUUCCAGGCUAUGAAGCAACAGAUCGAGCAACAAGGAGCUCAGGGGGAUGAGGCAAGUAACCAAUCAACUUCUUCUUCUGGUCUCCUUCCGAGGAAAAAAAGAAAAAUUUCGGUACCUCAAGGUAUCAGUCGCUUCUUCGGUAGAGGAGAUGAUGUUAGAGUGAGGGAAAUUCAGAUGAAGUUAGAUAAAAUCACUACUUGCAUCGAGGAUCUCAUUACUACAUUAGAUGCUGAUGAGAAACAGAUGAUAACGUCAGUAGUGCCCCGAACCACCACUUCCUUUCCGAUAGAAACUCAAGUAUUCGGACGAGACGAACAGCUGAAUCACCUUCUGGAACAGUUGAUGAAAUCUGCCGAUGGAUCCGGAUCCAGCAACAGUAGCAUCUCUACCUUAACUAUUGUUGGGAUCGGAGGGGUCGGAAAGACUACUCUGGCUCAGCAAGCCUACCACCACGAGAGGGUGAACAACUAUUUUCAACCUAAGGUCUGGCUCUGUGUAUCGGAUAACUUCAACGUGGAGAGGCUUACCAAAGACAUCAUAGAAUCCAUAACCGAGGAAAAGUGUGAUCUCAGCAACCUUGAUACACUUCAAGUGGUUGUUAAGAAGAAGCUGACCUCAAAAAGAUUCCUGCUUGUCCUCGACGAUGUGUGGAACGAGGACGGCCUGAAAUGGGAAAGAUUUUGUGCAUCAUUGAGGUACGGAGAACCAGGAAGCAAGAUUUUGGUUACAACUCGCUCUAAAAAGAUUGCAGAAAUGGUUGGCAAUCCGUUCCCUCUAGGAGGUCUGGAUGAAGCCAGCUAUUGGGAAUUUUUCAAAAAAUGUGCAUUUGGUUCCCAAGACGCCGGUGAAUUUCCACAGCUAGAAGCCAUAGCAAAGAAGAUCGCUGGCAGGUUGAAGGGGUUGCCACUUGCGGCAAGGACGGUAGGCGGGUUGUUGAAGGCGCAGAUGAAUGAGAAGCACUGGAGAAACAUCGCAGGGAGUGAAAUCUGGCAACUACAGCAAGACGAAGAGGGUGUCCUGCCAGUCCUACAAUUGAGCUAUCAAUGUCUUCCCUCACACCUUAAGCGGUGUUUUAUUUUUUGUUCCCUCUUCCUCAAGGAUCAUCGAUUUUAUAAAGGAGAUGACUUGGUCCAGCUUUGGAUGGCAGAAGGCUAUAUUGCUCAAGACAAUAUAAAAGACAAUAUGACGCUGGAGGAUGUAGGAAGCCACUACUUCAGUGAGUUAGUGAAUAGAUCUUUCUUUCAGAAAGCUCCUCUGGGAUUGGGAUGGAAAUAUGUGAUGCAUGACCUGAUACACGAUCUUGCUCAGUUUAUUUCAGAGGGGGAGUUUUGCAGGAUCGAUGAUGAUGAGUGGAAAGAGAUCCCUAAUACGACUCGUCAUCUGUCAGUAAUAUUAACCGAUAAAACCAAGUUAAUGGAGUUGUCCUGUUAUGAGAAAUUGUGGACUCUCAUGAUCAAUUAUGAAAGUUAUUGGUAUAACAUUGAAGUCGAGGGCUCUUUGUUCCUCCGGUUUGAAAGAUUAAAAAAUAUUCGAGUGUUGAUAUUGCAGAGUUGUGGCUUGCGGGAGUUGCCUGAGACAAUUGGCGGCUCGAUACAUCUCCGCUACCUUGACAUAUCCUGCAACCAGUACAUUAGGAGGCUGCCGGAAUCAUUAUGUAGUCUUUACAAUUUGCAAGUACUGGAUCUGUUUGAAUGUGAACUACAGAGUUUCCCGCACGGCAUGAGUAAGUUGAUCAACUUGAUGCAUCUUAAUGCGGAAGACAAAAUAAUUUCCAAGAUAAAUGAUAUUGGGAAGCUGACUUCUCUUCAAGGAUUGUCUUCGUUCAAAGUGCUCAAGGAUCAGGGACACGAGGUUGCACAAUUAGGCGAUCUGAAGCAACUUCAUGGACAACUUCGAAUUACCAACCUUGAGAACGUUGAGAGUAAACAAGAAGCAAGCAAAGCUAAUCUGAACAACAAAGAGUACCUUCAUAAACUAGCCUUAGAAUGGACAUCGGAUGAUGGCUCCAGUUUAGACGGCAAUACAUUAGUUGUGUUGGAGGAGGUACUUGAAGGUCUCCAACCACAUCAGGCUCUCGAAAGUUUGACGAUCAGAGGCUACAAUGGUAUCAGAUCACCCAGUUGGCUGCAUGCACAAUUGUUAUCGAACCUGAUAACUCUUGAACUAGAAAACUGCACAGCAUGGGAGGAUCUUUCAUGUGUUGGACACCUACCGAAUCUCAAGAACCUUUACGUGAAGGGAAUGCUUGCAGUGAAACAAAUAAGUCAUGGAUCAAGUACAGAGAGCAAGUUCUUGCCUAAUCUGGAAAAGCUAGUGCUGGAGAACAUGGUGGCAUUGGAGGAACUCCCGAGUCUUGGACAACUGCUGUGUCUUAAGGUCCUUCGCAUCGAGCGAAUGUCUACAGUGACGAAGGUGGGCCACGGGUUCUUUGGUUGUAGAGAUCAAGGCAAGUCUUUUCCAUGCUUGGAGGAGCUCACGUUCAGGGACAUGCCACAAUGGGAAGAGUGGUCUUGGGCUGAGGGUGGACAGCUGUUUCCCUUCUUGCGAGAACUUGAUAUUAUAUGGUGCCCGAGGCUUAAGAGGAUGCCUCCCCUCCCUCCGUCACUUGAAUCACUAUCAUUAUGUCAAGUCGGAUUGAUAGAAGUUCAAAGAUUAUGGGAAGAAACCGAUGGAAGUAGCAACAGUAUGACCGUUUCAGAAUUGAAAUUAUAUAGUCUUGAAAAGGUCGAGCUGGAGGACAUCCCAGAAUGUGAGGGACUCCCUUGUCUUGGACAACUGCCGAGUCUCAAGGUUCUUCGCAUCGAUAGAAUGCCAGCAGUGAAGAAGGUGGGCAAUGAAUUCUUCGGUUCCACAGACCAAGGCAAGUGUUUUCCUAGCUUGGAGGAGCUCACGUUCAGGGGCAUGCCACAAUGGGAGGAGUGGUCUUGGGUUGGUGGCCGACAACUGUUUCCCUGCUUGCGAAAUUUUGAAAUUGUACAGUGCCCGAGGCUUAAGAGGAUGCCGCCCCUCCCUCCUUCACUUGAAUCACUGUCAUUAUGUCAAGUCGGGUUGAUAGAAGUUCAAAGAUUAUGGGAAGAAAUCGAUGAAAGUAGCAGCAGUAUGAUCGUUUCAGAAUUGAAAUUAUGUAGUCUUGAAAAGGUCGAGCUGGAGGACAUCCCAGAAUGUGAGGAACUCCCUUGUCUGGGACAACUGCCGAGUCUCAAGGUUCUUCGCAUCGAGAGAAUGCCAGCAGUGAAGAAGGUGGGCGAUGGAUUCUUUGGUUCUAGAGACCGAGGCAAGUGUUUUCCUUGCUUGGAGGAGCUCACGUUCAGGGACAUGCCACAAUGGGAGGAGUGGUCUUGGGUUGGUGGCCGACAACUGUUUCCUUGCUUGCGAAAAUUUGAAAUUGUACAGUGCCCGAGGCUUAAGAGGUUGCCUCCCGUCCCUCCUUCACUUGAAUCACUGUCAUUAUGUCAAGUCGGGACGACAGAAGUUCCAAGAUUAUGGGCAGAAAUCGAUGGAAGUAGCAGCAGUAUGACCGUUUCAGAAUUGAAAAUAUAUAGUCCUGAAGAGGUCGAGCUGGAGGACAUCCCAGACUGUGAGGGACUCCUUUGUCUUGGACAACUGCCGAGUCUCAAGGUUCUUCGCAUCGAGAGAAUGCCAGCAGUGAAGAAGGUGGGCGAUGGAUUCUUUGGUUCUAGAGACCAAGGCAAGUGUCUUCCUAGCUUGGAGGAGCUCACAUUCAGGGACAUGCCACAAUGGGAAGAGUGGUCUUGGGGUGAUGGCCGACAGCCGUUUCCCUGCUUGCGAAAACUUGAGAUUAAAAGAUGCCCGAGGCUUAAGAGGUUGCCUCCCCUCCCUCCUUCACUUGAAUCACUGUCAUUAUGGCAAGUCGGGUUGAUAGAAGUUCCAAGAUUAUGGGCAGAAAUCGAUGGAAGUAGCAGCAGUAUGAUCGUUUGAGAAUUGAAAUUAUAUAGUCUCGAAAAGGUCGAGUUGGAGGACAUCCCAGAAUGUGAGGGACUCCCUUGUCUUGGACAACUGCCGAGUCUCAAGGUUCUUCGCAUCGAGAGAAUGCCAGCAGCGAAGAAGGUGGGCGAUGGAUUCUUUGGUUCUAGAGACCAAGGCAAGUGUUUUCCUUGCUUGGAGGAGCUUACGUUCAGGGGCAUGCCAAAAUGGGAAGAGUGGUCUUGGACUGAUGGUCGACAGCUGUUUCCCUGCUUGCGAAAACUUCAAAUUGAAAGAUGCCCGAGGCUUAAGAGAUCGAAGGAGUAGCUCAUUUGUGGAUAUGAUUUGAAGAAAGAUAUAAGAGUCUUUUGUAUUGAACAAUAUUGUACAUUUAGAUUAUUUUUUAUAUGUGUUAUUCGAACUUGAAUGUUAUGAACUUUUAAGAAGUUGAUUUUGUUGUAUCUGUUGUGAGUGGAUUGUUUAUAGAUUGAAAUAUGUAAUAAAUAAUAUAUUUUUUAUCUUAUA